CGUCUGCCCCACCAGCUUAUUCUGACUCUUGACCCUAUGCGAUACCAUUUCCGUAUUUCUGACUCCUCCAUCGCGUCCUACCAAGGCUCGCCUCGCACAGAUCAUCCCACGUGAUAUCACUCUACAAUGACACACCACUACUUCAGCACCAGUCCCGCUACCAAACACCCAAACUCCACAUCAUAACGGCAUCAUGUCGUCCCCGAAGAACUACGCGUUGGAGAUCACUCCGCACGUAGAUGACAGCACCGUCCACCAUUCCAACCUCAUCAAAUUCACAGUGAAAAACCACACAGACUUCUGGGCUCGCCUAACCCCACCAUACCUCGUGCUAGCAGUGAGCUACUUGAUAUGGCAGUGCUGGAGAACACAAAGGGUGUGGGAUGGCCAGUGGUGGGCUUCAGGAGCUCUCUUCUCCGAAAGUCCCACCCACUACAUUGGGCCUCUCGUAGUGGUGAUAGUGGGCAUACUAGUGGUGAUGAGACAGACUCCCGAGGAUAGCGUGAUAGUCAUGAAGGACAUCGGGGUGCAAUUGGUCUCCAAGAAGAGCUGGAGGUUCCAGAACAACGUGGAGGUUUUCGUGCCUUUGAAGGAUAUCAUCGACUUGGUGAUCCAUGAAGCUUUCCACAACUACGGCCAGGUGAUCUUCUACUUGUGCGUAUUGACAAAGCCCAGCCAGACAGACUCCACCAAGUCCGAAAACAUCAUUAAAGUGGUUUUCCCCGAGUUUUUGCCCCGAAAGGACAUCUUAUUGCAGGUAUGGAAAUUGAGCAGGGGGUUGUUGUUUGGCGAGACCAAGAGGUACUUCCGCAGGGUUCCAGGACAGGGCUUGAAGGAGAUAUGAACUUCAGUAGUGCUGGGGACUCGCUGGAGUCGAUUCACUAAAAUGUGCACAUAGAGAACAUAGACUAUACAGUUGAGCUGUAUACCAAUACAUAAUUCAAGACAAAUAUCUGGGAGUUGUGGGUAGUUGAAAGUCGUAGAAUAGGGAAUAUACUAGAGCCAUGGUAGAAUGGAACAGCACAUACACCAGCCAUUGUUGAUAGAUCUAUUUUAUCUUCAGGAGAUUCGUUUGUUUCCUCAAAUAAUUUAUUCAAACUAGUAUUCAGGGAAAUCGUACCAGAUAUCAAGUACGACUCCCAAAAACUCGCCGGAACUACGUAUAUCAAAUAAAUUCUCUAUUGAACUGCCUACCCUAACAAAGAAGCCCACAGCGACCAUGCGCUAUUCACAGCAUGUAACAGGACCAUGCCUGAAAAUGGCUCCUUGAAUCAACAUUAUAGCAUAAAAUCCAUUUCAAGCCUAUGCGUUGUUCUCUGGACUGAAC
Molecule: messenger RNA, 1327 nt
Organism: Suhomyces tanzawaensis NRRL Y-17324
Lineage: Eukaryota; Fungi; Ascomycota; Pichiomycetes; Serinales; Debaryomycetaceae
Product: phosphatidylinositol N-acetylglucosaminyltransferase
Exons: 1
Coding region: 194-844 (216 amino acids)
Biological process (GO): GPI anchor biosynthetic process
Cellular component (GO): glycosylphosphatidylinositol-N-acetylglucosaminyltransferase (GPI-GnT) complex
Source: RefSeq, a predicted model, not a curated record